Messenger RNA from Solenopsis invicta (red fire ant), 756 nucleotides. RefSeq lists its product as uncharacterized. The transcript has a single exon. Gene Ontology annotation, molecular function: nucleic acid binding. The record is from RefSeq and is a predicted model, not a curated record. The coding region runs from base 1 to 756 and encodes 251 amino acids. Gene Ontology annotation, biological process: DNA integration. Lineage: Eukaryota; Metazoa; Arthropoda; Insecta; Hymenoptera; Formicidae.
AUGUUCCUGUCAAGUUUCCUGUACAAUAUUAAAUAUCGUAAUACUCAUCGUCAUGGUAAUGCAGAUGCGUUAUCACGUCUACCUCUUGAAGAUAAUCAAUCAGUGGACACCGUAGUAGAUGACGAGGUGAAAGCCAUCGCAGAAGAACAUCCAAUAACUUCAAACUGGGUAAGACAAAAAACUAGUCGAGAUCCAGAAUUGUCUAGUGUUAUACAAUUUAUUAAGAAAGAUUGGCUUAAUAAACAGUCCCAGUUACCGGAUAAACCCUUCAUUCAUCGUGAAGAGUUAACGAUAGAACAAGGAAUAAUCACGUGGGGUGUCCAAGUUGUAAUACCGAAGUCAUUACGAGAUCAAGUUUUAAUACAAUUGCAUGAGACACAUCCUGGAGUCGUCCGAAUGAAAUCCUUAGCAAGAAGUCAUGUAUGGUGGCCAGGAAUCGAUAGCGGAAUUGAUUCACUUGUAAAAUCGUGUACAUCAUGUACUGUCAAUCGUGAUAAUCCUGCUGUGGCUCCAUUACAUCCAUGGUCAAUACCUGAAAGAGCCUGGCAACGUUUGCAUAUUGAUUUAGCGGGUCCUUUCCUAAACAAUAUGUGGUUAAUAAUGAUUGACGCAUACAGUAAGUGGCCAGAGAUAUAUAAACUUGGAAAAGAUUUAUUAUCAGCUCAUGUGAUCCAAGGCAUUCAAGAAAGCAUCGCACGUUAUGGCAUUCCAAAUACAAUAGUCUCCGAUAAUGGUCCUCAAUUCGUGUCACAGUAG